CCGUUUCGUAUGCUCGCUCCCACACUCUCCCCAGCCUCCGGUGUCGCUUGUCGCGUUGAAUUGACGGGCGGCCUGUCGUAUUUCCCCCAGUGUGUGGCUACAGAAGAAGGUCCUGUAGGGCGGCUGUGUCCCAUCCGGCGCCUUCUGUCCUCUCUCCCGUCACUGGUCGCUGAGGCCCCGACACACUCGGCGGCUUCCUUCCUCCUCUGACCCGAUUCCGUCCGUGGAGGGUCCCACACCCGGAGCAAAUAUUCCGGAGAAAAAGAGACUCCCGGAGAGGACCGCAGCGGAGAUGGAGGCGGUGGGGCCCGGUCCUCCACCGACCAACCUUUUCCAGCCUCCGCGGCGUCCUGGCUUAGGAACAUUAGGAAAGCCAAUAAGGCUGCUGGCCAACCACUUCCAGGUGCAGAUACCGAAGAUUGAUGUCUACCAUUAUGAUGUGGAUAUUAAACCUGAGAAAAGGCCUAGAAGAGUCAACAGAGAGGUGGUUGACACGAUGGUGCGACAUUUCAAAAUGCAGAUAUUUGGAGACCGCCAGCCUGGAUAUGAUGGAAAGAGAAAUAUGUACACCGCGCAUCCACUGCCAAUUGGGAGGGACAGGGUUGACCUUGAAGUGACUCUUCCGGGUGAAGGUAAAGACCAAACUUUUAAAGUGACCAUUCAAUGGGUGUCAGUGGUUAGUCUGCAGUUGCUCCUGGAAGCGUUGUCUGGACACGUGAGUGAAGUUCCUGAGGACUCUGUGCAAGCCCUUGAUGUAAUCACUCGCCACCUACCAUCUAUGAGGUAUACUCCAGUCGGACGUUCAUUCUUCUCUCCUCCUGAGGGUUAUUAUCACCCACUGGGUGGAGGUCGUGAGGUUUGGUUUGGUUUCCACCAAUCUGUACGUCCUGCCAUGUGGAACAUGAUGCUUAACAUUGAUGUUUCUGCGACUGCUUUUUACCGCGCUCAGCCUGUAAUUGAGUUCAUGUGCGAAGUCCUAGAUGUUCAGAAUAUCAAUGAACAGACCAAACCACUGACAGAUUCCCAGCGUGUAAAAUUUACCAAAGAAAUAAGAGGUUUGAAAGUGGAAGUCACACACUGCGGUCAGAUGAAGAGAAAGUACAGAGUGUGUAAUGUUACUCGAAGACCAGCAAGCCACCAGACUUUCCCCUUGCAGCUGGAGAAUGGUCAGGCCAUGGAGUGCACAGUUGCCCAGUACUUCAAACAGAAAUACAGCUUGCAGCUAAAAUAUCCACAUCUCCCUUGCUUGCAAGUCGGUCAAGAACAGAAACACACCUAUUUACCCCUAGAGGUUUGUAACAUCGUAGCUGGCCAACGUUGUAUUAAGAAAUUGACCGACAAUCAGACUUCCACUAUGAUCAAAGCGACAGCUCGGUCUGCUCCAGACAGACAAGAAGAAAUCAGCAGGCUGGUAAAAAGCAACAGUAUGGUUGGGGGACCAGACCCAUACCUGAAGGAGUUUGGUAUUGUUGUACAUAAUGAAAUGACCGAGCUUACAGGCAGGGUGCUUCCAGCUCCUAUGCUUCAAUAUGGAGGACGGAAUAAAACAGUAGCCACUCCAAACCAAGGUGUCUGGGAUAUGAGAGGGAAGCAGUUCUACGCUGGUAUUGAAAUAAAAGUCUGGGCUGUUGCCUGCUUUGCCCCGCAGAAACAGUGCAGAGAAGACUUGUUAAAAAGUUUCACGGACCAGCUAAGAAAGAUUUCAAAGGAUGCUGGGAUGCCCAUCCAGGGCCAACCAUGUUUCUGUAAAUAUGCUCAAGGAGCAGACAGCGUGGAGCCAAUGUUCAAACAUUUAAAACUUACAUAUGUGGGCUUACAGCUAAUUGUGGUUAUCCUUCCUGGAAAGACUCCUGUAUAUGCUGAAGUAAAAAGAGUGGGGGACACACUCCUUGGAAUGGCAACCCAGUGUGUGCAAGUAAAAAAUGUGGUGAAGACUUCUCCUCAGACACUCUCCAAUUUAUGUCUGAAGAUCAAUGCUAAGCUGGGAGGCAUAAAUAACGUGCUAGUUCCUCAUCAAAGGCCUUCUGUUUUCCAGCAGCCAGUGAUAUUUCUGGGGGCAGAUGUAACCCAUCCCCCUGCUGGUGAUGGCAAGAAACCUUCUAUUGCAGCUGUUGUGGGCAGUAUGGAUGGCCAUCCCAGUCGUUACUGUGCUACCGUGCGUGUUCAGACCUCUCGUCAGGAGACCACCCAGGAGCUGUUGUACAGUCAAGAAGUCAUUCAGGAUCUUAGCAACAUGGUGCGAGAGCUUCUCAUCCAGUUCUACAAGUCUACUCGUUUCAAACCAACCCGCAUAAUCUACUACAGGGGUGGUGUAUCUGAAGGCCAGAUGAAACAGGUUGCUUGGCCAGAACUCAUGGCUAUUCGGAAAGCCUGCAUCAGUCUGGAGGAAGAUUACAGACCUGGCAUUACCUACAUUGUUGUACAAAAGAGACAUCACACAAGACUCUUCUGUUCUGACAAAACAGAGCGGGUGGGAAAAAGUGGCAACGUGCCUGCUGGAACUACAGUAGACAGCACUAUCACUCAUCCAUCUGAAUUUGACUUCUAUCUCUGUAGUCAUGCUGGGAUUCAGGGAACCAGUCGCCCAUCCCAUUACCAGGUUUUGUGGGAUGAUAAUUGCUUUACAGCUGAUGAGCUCCAACUGUUAACAUACCAGUUGUGCCACACCUAUGUCCGAUGUACUCGUUCAGUCUCCAUCCCUGCUCCUGCUUACUAUGCUAGGCUGGUGGCAUUCAGAGCAAGAUACCAUCUUGUGGAUAAAGAUCACGACAGCGCUGAAGGAAGCCAUGUUUCUGGACAGAGCAAUGGUCGUGAUCCACAGGCUCUGGCCAAAGCCGUUCAGAUUCAUCACGACACACAGCACACAAUGUACUUUGCCUGACAGAGCUGCAGGACACCAUACCAAUCUCCAUGUUCCUCAGAGCUCUGACAUGUAUGGUUCAAUCCAGUCUCCUGUUGUCAGGGAUAGCGCUCUUGGCUUCCUACCAGCACACUUUGGACUUUUUGCACUGAAUUUCUUCAGUCUCAUCUUAAUUGAAGAAAGUAAUUACUUGGUUUUGUUUUUACAUUUUUUAUUUAAAUAUAUCAAAAACUUCAACUGUCUUCUGAUGCGUUGGACUGAACCUUUACCUCAAACCUUUCAAGAUAUCUGAAGAUUAUGCUCCAAAUGGUCACUUUUUAUUUUCUUUUAAAAGCCAGCAUUUCUUCAUCUUUGGUUAUAACAAAAGUUGUCAUACUUGUCUUAACUUCACGCUGCUUUGUGAGUAUAUACGUAUAUGGUAAAUUAUAACUGUGUGGGGCCAUAAACUUACUAAAUGAGGUUUAGUCUUUACUGUAAAAUACCUUUUUAAGUGAUUUUGUUUUUUUACAGGUAUCGCUGUCUGUCAGGUUCUUUACCAUUGCAGCUUGUACUUUAGAGUGCACAGGCUGCAAAACAAUUGCACUAUAUUGCAGAUUAAUUAAAUUAGUUUUUUUUCUGUAUUAAAAUGAAUGUGUAAUAUGAAUAAGAUUUUAAUAUAAGGGCCAUGUGGCAAACACUGCCAUUGGUUUUUAAGAUGCAGAUUGCCAUGAUUUUUCCGCUGCCCUCCCAAGGAAAUUUCCACUUCCCGAAACCGUAUGUAAGUAUUUGCCAGCACAUGAAAAUGCCCGUGUUAUGCUGCUGUGAUUUGAUACAAAACCUUUUUACUUGUAGUAAGGGUGGGGUUUGGGAUAAUUUUUAGGCAAUAAAACCUUUUCCGUAGACCCA
Messenger RNA from Rana temporaria (common frog), 3745 nucleotides. It is a transcript of the gene AGO4, whose product is annotated as argonaute RISC component 4. Lineage: Eukaryota; Metazoa; Chordata; Amphibia; Anura; Ranidae. Gene Ontology annotation, molecular function: RNA binding; protein binding. The transcript is spliced from 18 exons. The record is from RefSeq and is a predicted model, not a curated record. The coding region runs from base 293 to 2881 and encodes 862 amino acids.